Molecule: messenger RNA, 4825 nt
Organism: Nannospalax galili (Upper Galilee mountains blind mole rat)
Lineage: Eukaryota; Metazoa; Chordata; Mammalia; Rodentia; Spalacidae
Gene: Cul4b
Product: cullin 4B
Exons: 21
Coding region: 64-2769 (901 amino acids)
Biological process (GO): ubiquitin-dependent protein catabolic process; protein ubiquitination; DNA damage response
Cellular component (GO): Cul4B-RING E3 ubiquitin ligase complex
Molecular function (GO): ubiquitin protein ligase binding
Source: RefSeq, a predicted model, not a curated record
UUCCCUCCCCCAUCCCCCCACCCUCCAGUCCGGCGAACCCGGGGGCUUCAGGAUCUGGGCGCUAUGAAAAGUGUCUGCCCAGUCACUUCCGGUUUUUCUUCCCCCAAUCCCUCUGCUGCUGCUGCUGCUGCUGCUGCUGCUGCUCAAGAGGUCAGAUCUUCCACUGAUGGUAAUACCAGCACCACUCCGCCCACCUCUGCCAAGAAGAGAAAGUUAAACAGCAGCAGCAGCAGUAACGGUAGUAACGAGAGAGAAGACUUUGAUUCCACUUCUUCCUCUUCCACCCCUCCACAACCUAGAGAUUCGGCGUCCCCUUCAACCUCGACCUUCUGCCUAGGGGUUCCACUGGCGGCUUCCAGCCACGUACCGAUACAGAAGAAGCUCCGUUUUGAAGACAACCUGGAGUUUGUAGGGUUUGAUACGAAAAUGGCUGAGGAAUCCUCUUCCUCAUCUUCCUCAUCUUCACCAAUUGCUGCAACCUCUCAGCAACUUAAAAAUAAGAGUAUUUUAAUUUCUUCCGUGGCUUCAGUGCAUCAUGCAAACGGCCUGUCCAAAUCAUCUACCACCGCCUCUAGCUUUGCAAACAGCAAGCCUGGCUCUGCUAAGAAGUUAGUGAUCAAGAACUUUAAAGAUAAGCCUAAGUUACCCGAAAACUAUACAGAUGAAACAUGGCAGAAACUAAAAGAAGCUGUGGAAGCUAUUCAGAAUAGUACUUCAAUUAAGUACAAUUUAGAAGAACUCUACCAGGCUGUAGAAAAUCUUUGUUCUUACAAGAUUUCUGCAAACUUGUAUAAGCAGCUGAGACAGAUCUGUGAAGAUCACAUCAAAGCACAGAUUCAUCAGUUCAGAGAGGAUUCAUUAGAUAGUGUUCUAUUCCUAAAGAAGAUUGAUAAAUGCUGGCAAAAUCAUUGUAGGCAAAUGAUAAUGAUCAGGAGCAUUUUUUUGUUUCUGGAUAGAACUUACGUUCUUCAGAAUUCACUGCUACCCUCCAUUUGGGACAUGGGAUUGGAAUUAUUUCGGGCUCAUAUUAUAAGUGAUCAGAAAGUCCAGACUAAAACAAUCGAUGGCAUCCUUCUCUUGAUUGAGAGGGAACGGAAUGGUGAAGCAAUUGAUAGAAGCUUACUUCGAAGCCUUUUAAGCAUGCUGUCUGAUUUGCAAAUUUAUCAAGAUUCUUUUGAACAACGAUUUUUGGAAGAAACUAAUAGGCUUUAUGCAGCUGAAGGUCAAAAGUUAAUGCAAGAAAGAGAGGUUCCUGAAUAUCUUCAUCAUGUUAACAAACGCCUUGAAGAAGAAGCAGACAGACUUAUUACUUACUUAGAUCAGACCACCCAGAAGUCAUUAAUUGCGAGUGUUGAAAAACAACUUCUAGGUGAACACUUAUCAGCAAUUCUUCAGAAAGGUUUAAAUAACCUCCUUGAUGAGAACCGAAUUCAAGAUUUGUCUCUCCUGUAUCAGCUCUUCAGUAGAGUUCGAGGUGGAGUUCAAGUUCUCUUGCAGCAAUGGAUUGAAUAUAUCAAGGGUUUUGGGAGCACUAUUGUUAUUAACCCUGAAAAAGAUAAAACCAUGGUUCAAGAAUUGUUGGACUUUAAAGAUAAGGUUGACCAUAUAAUUGAUAUCUGCUUUCUGAAGAAUGAAAAAUUUAUCAAUGCUAUGAAGGAAGCAUUUGAAACAUUCAUUAAUAAAAGACCAAAUAAACCUGCUGAACUGAUAGCUAAGUAUGUAGAUUCAAAACUUCGUGCAGGCAAUAAAGAAGCUACGGAUGAAGAGCUUGAGAAAAUGUUGGAUAAAAUUAUGAUCAUAUUUAGAUUUAUCUAUGGCAAAGACGUUUUUGAGGCCUUCUAUAAGAAAGAUUUAGCCAAACGCCUCUUAGUUGGAAAGAGUGCAUCUGUAGAUGCUGAAAAAUCAAUGCUGUCCAAACUUAAACAUGAAUGUGGAGCUGCUUUCACUAGCAAACUGGAAGGAAUGUUUAAAGACAUGGAGCUUUCUAAAGACAUCAUGAUUCAGUUCAAACAGGUAAAAUAUAUGCAAAAUCAGAACGUACCUGGAAAUAUUGAACUAACUGUGAAUAUCCUCACAAUGGGCUAUUGGCCAACAUAUGUGCCUAUGGAAGUCCAUUUGCCAACAGAGAUGGUAAAACUUCAGGAAAUUUUCAAGACAUUUUAUUUAGGCAAACACAGUGGCAGAAAACUCCAGUGGCAGUCGACCUUAGGACACUGUGUGCUCAAAGCCGAAUUUAAAGAAGGUAAAAAAGAACUUCAGGUCUCUCUUUUUCAAACCCUGGUGCUGCUAAUGUUUAAUGAAGGAGAGGAGUUCAGUUUAGAAGAGAUCAAGCAAGCCACCGGAAUAGAGGAUGGAGAGUUGAGAAGGACGCUGCAGUCACUAGCCUGUGGCAAAGCUCGAGUUCUGUCAAAAAACCCAAAGGGAAAAGAUAUUGAAGAUGGUGACAAAUUCAUUUGUAACGAUGAUUUCAAACACAAACUGUUCAGGAUAAAGAUCAAUCAAAUCCAAAUGAAAGAAACGGUUGAAGAACAGGCUAGCACUACAGAAAGAGUAUUUCAAGAUAGACAAUAUCAAAUUGAUGCUGCAAUUGUCCGAAUUAUGAAGAUGAGGAAAACACUUAGUCACAAUCUCCUUGUUUCAGAAGUAUACAAUCAGUUAAAAUUUCCAGUAAAACCUGCAGAUCUAAAGAAGAGAAUAGAAUCCUUAAUUGACCGAGACUACAUGGAACGAGAUAAAGAAAACCCAAACCAGUAUAACUAUAUUGCAUAGAAUGUUGGCCUUGGAACACUGUUAUACGCAGUAGCCAGUGGAUAAACUAACUUGUUGAAUCUCCUAUUAUUUGACUUCUUUUAUACUUCCAAUGACCAAAUCAAGCAGUGUAAUGGAAAUAGUUGAGUGGACUUUUCUCAGUGGUUAACAUGCCAUUUUAAAGAGUAAUACUUAACCUUUAAGAAGAAUGUUGUGCAACUCUUUGCAUGUUAUUUAGUAUGAUGUGCAGAAAACUCUUUAAGAAAGUACCCGGUCUUCAUGAUUCCUUUUUGGAACUGGGGAAGAGAUAUCCCUAUGGUUAUUAAAAGGGGAGGGGGGUUCUUAUACCAUUAAUGAAGCAAAGGUUUAUUUGCUUAAAAGUCAUUUAAAGAUACUUAAACUGCAUGCAAACUUUAUUUACUGUACAGAGUUCUGGAUGUAUUUAUCAAAUAGAAAAACCACCCUGGACUUGGUUGUUCACUUGUUUUGUGGUUUCCCUUGAAAAGAAAAAUAAACUGUCAUAGCUAUUGAUAUUUUACUAGAAAACAUUCUGUUUCAUGGAAAGGGAUGUUUGAAAAACUUCUUUGGAAACAUUUUCAAGUAGGGCGACAGUUACUGACACAAUAAUUUGUAUAUUCACAUCCUAAUGUUUCCAUUUCUGAAUAUGGGAUGUGUAUAUGUGACCUAGCCCUGAGUUUACUAUGCUAACAGGUACUUUCAAAAAAUAGCUAAAAUAGAAAAAUUGCUGUUCAUCCUGUACUAGAGGAACAUAGCAAGAUUGAAAAAUCCAAAUCUUCGUAUUAAAAAUGAAUACAAUAUGAAAAUCACAAGUGACCAAAAAUCAACAUGUUUUAUGAAAUUUUACAGGCUCAGAAAUUCACCAACUAGUUUUCCACAUGCUUUAGUCUUUAAAUGUUGUUUGGACAGUUUUUGUCUUGAAUUUGGACAAGUUGUUGAAUGUUGCCUGCUUCCUGGGGUUUUCAUUCCAGUUUUCUCUGCUAAAGGUUUUUGUUUUGAUUUGUUGUGUUUUUUAAACCCCACUGCUCUUUAUUGGUAAACAAAGCCUUUACUGUCAUAGUGGAUACUCUUUAUCUGGAAACUGAGAUAAGAGUUUCCCCUUAUGUUGCCAGGCGUGGUGGCGCACGCCUUUAAUCCCAGCACUGGGCAGAGGCAGGUGGAUCUCUGUGAGUUUGAGGCCAGCCUGGUCUACAUAGUGACUUCCAGGCCAGCUGGGGAUACAGGGAGACCCUGUCUCAAAAAGACAAAAAAAAAAAAGAGUUUACCUUUAUUUUCAUUACAUACUCCCUAUUUGGAAAUUUUAAGUUCUGUAUUCUUUUUUCUGUAUUCUUUUUGGAAUUGCUUGAAUUUAAGAGUUCUCAUAGCCACUGGACACCUGCUUUUCAGGGAAAUGUCCCCAAAUUUUCAUACAUAGAAAAUUGAAAAAGUAUUGUUAUUCAAACAAAAAUGUGAGUAAAAGGCUUCUCUUCAUCAUCGUGGCUUGUUUGUCAUGAAGGGAAUUGAUUAUGGAAGAGAGGCAGAAAGUUUUAGUGUUUUUUUAUUAGAACUUCUUUAAUAUUUUGUGCAACAGCGUAUUUCCUUGUCUGUUUGGAGCCAUUGGGGGAGUGCCUAGAUCCAAACCUUCAACUUAGAAGACUUGGGACUCUUGUGUCUACUAUUGAUUGUUUUCUUGAGUUCUCAAAGACCUGUGGCCAGCUAUCUAUAUUUUUUAAGGUUGCCUGUUUCUCUCCAAUUGCAUCAACUUGCACAAUGUUUAACUAUAUAUAGUAUUUAGAAUUCCUUCCCAAUUCUUUUUGAGCAGCCAUGACGUAUAUUUUUUUCAGCUCCUCCCUAGUGUCCUUACAGGAGCUUUUCUGACAAGGAAAUGUGGUUAUUUUGUUUACUGGACCAUCUACAUCAGUGUUCUAACUCAUCCCUGAUGGGCUCUGGGAUAUCUAGACUAUUACACCACUCACUAGUUACUCUUAAGGGAUUUUAGGUAGAGUUCCUACUAGGAGGCUCUUGAUAUCACCUUUAUUGUCUUGAAAGCGGGUCCCUUUCCUGAGGUUCUUAAUUCUUU